CGUGAUCGGCGAUCCCCCUCUUCGUCGCUACUGUGACGUGCGGUCGGUCCAGAUCGGAGGAACGACGCAUGUCAUGUCGAUAUUACAAAUACCUGGUACAAAUACUACCUAGGUCCAUACUACAGCAAUCCUUCUACAGAAAGAUUUGUAUUAUUUUACAGGAAACCUUCAGUGGUGUUGUUAUUGGUUUAACCCUGUUUGCUUCCUCGGCACUAGAGACAGGCACUAGCUAUGGCGGAUCACCCGAUCGGCUGCAAUUGACAGCAAUCCAUGUAAUGUUGGACAAGAACUCUUUAGGAUCCUGUGCGGUACUUUAGUUGCCUCCUGUAUGUUGUCGAUCAUCCAGCCAGUUGGUAAAACUCUGAUUCAUACCUAUUCCUAUAUUCUAAUGUGAUAUCCUAUAUAUUAUAUGUAGUACUACAUAUCUAUCAUCAAUGCAGAAUUGAUUAUUAUAGAACAUAGAAAAGUCCUCUG
Penicilliopsis zonata CBS 506.65 is the source of this 474-nucleotide messenger RNA. RefSeq lists its product as hypothetical. The coding region runs from base 69 to 317 and encodes 82 amino acids. The record is from RefSeq and is a predicted model, not a curated record. NCBI's taxonomy places the organism in Eukaryota, Fungi, Ascomycota, Eurotiomycetes, Eurotiales, Aspergillaceae. The transcript has a single exon.